Ostrea edulis (European flat oyster) is the source of this 3746-nucleotide messenger RNA. RefSeq lists its product as uncharacterized. The record is from RefSeq and is a predicted model, not a curated record. Lineage: Eukaryota; Metazoa; Mollusca; Bivalvia; Ostreida; Ostreidae. Bases 70 to 1143 code for a protein of 357 amino acids. The transcript is spliced from 2 exons.
GAAUAAUUCUGAUAAAAAAUAUUUGAACAGUAUAGACGUAACAGGGGAUCUCUGCGGGGCCUCAUAACGAUGAAUGCCACAAAGACCAAGAUCACGAAAUUGACAGUAACGUUUAUUACGGGUAUUGCAAUCAUAUAUUUAGCAAGUACAUGGAUAAAACGUGAAGGUGGUAGUUCUGUGAAUUCUGGAAAUAAAGAUUCUGAAGAAAGCCAUAACAAGUUCGGUAGUAUUAUUGAAAGGAGGUAUAUUGAUCAAGGAAGUGGAGUAGUGACAACUCAGAAAAAGAAAGUAAUGACAAAAUGCGGAGACACCGAGGAUGAUUUUAUGAUGUCAAGUUUGGAUUUGGUGAAGCCAUUGUUAUCAAGUGUACAAGAAAACCACAACGCAGCAAGAAAUAGAACAGUUCUAUGUCGUAAUGCGGUCAAACCUCUAUCUGAAAAUGAUCUCACACAAGACGAAGAUAAUAGAAAGGAAAAGUGCAUAAAGAGUUUUAAAUCCGACUAUUCAAAAUCAAACGAACAAUUCUGGAAAGGUGAUAUUCAAUAUGUACGUCACAAACAUCAUAAAUAUUUGAAUACUGAGAGUGUUGUUUUGGAUAUAGGAGGAAACAAGGGUAAAGAUGCCGAGGCUUUACUUAAAUCGUACAAUCCUGGAAGCUACAUCAUAUUAGAGCCAAUCAAGACAUUAUUCAAUGCAUUGGUAAACAUGUUUGAAAAAAACAAAAAUGUUAUUCUAUAUGACUUUGGCCUAGGACGGAAAACUGACAAGUUUUUUGUCAACGUUGUAGGAUAUGGUGGAGAUGCCACUUCCAUUUUCAUUGAAAAUAACCAAAAAGAGUCUUGUUUACUUCGAGUAUUCAAUACAACUGAAUUUAUGAUUCGUCUGGGAGUUCCAUGUGUCGAGGUUGAUCUGAUAACAAUCAAUUGUGAGGGGUGUGAAUUUGAUAUUUUGGAAACUCUACUAUCCACUAAUAUUAUCAACAUGUUUAGACAUAUACAAUUUGCAACGCACCCUACUUUAAAACAUCUAAAUCAACCUGUUGCAAGAUAUUGUCAAAUUCAGGAAAAACUAUCGAGAACUCAUGUUAUAUCUUACCAGUACAAGUUCUGCUGGGAGACAUGGAAAAGAAAGGAUCUCACAUAAAAGACUCCUAAUAACCGGUUAUCCUGAGUUUUAAAAUUUAUCUAUAUGUACAUACUGUCCUUUAAAUUACUCCAAUAUGUGCAUAAUUUGAUCUCAUACAAAGAUCGAACUUUACUUUUUAUCAGGGAUACCGAUUUUUCUAAAUGUUAUAUAUAACCAUAUAAUGUUUGGAACCUAUUCUACAUAUACAUCUUCUAGGGAAUGUAAAGAGAUGCGGGAAAUGAAUUUAAUUUAGGGACAAAACUGCUGUAAUGUAAAAUGGGUUUACUAUGUUCAAUGUAAAAAUCCAUCUGUAGUUGUUUAUAAAGAAGUUUUGACGAGUAGGAGUGACUUAGUCUGAUCUGCAUUAGGUUUAGUGCUGCGUGAUUUCAUCAAUUCUAUAUCCAUUUCCAUUUCAUUUAAUAUUUGGCUCAUCUGAACUGAAAAGCUCAAAGGUGGUUUUCUGAUCGUUCUCGCGUCGUCAGUCUGUCAGCUCUCAGAUGUUGGAAUAUUUUUGUUAGCAGCUGACGGUUUCGUAUUACUAUAUUCUAUAGACUGUUGAUUGUCUGAUACAUUACCGAGAAGGGUGGGUCAAACUAAUACGAGAGUGACAGUUCUUGCUGAACGGGAAACCAUUGAAAAGGAUACAUGUAUACAAAAAUGUUCAGUAUCAUAAUACCUAUAAAGAAUACUGAACUGAGAAUAAGGCAAACACGGACGCCUAGAAACACCGGAAGUAGGAUCAAGAGCCUUUUGGGAGUAAGCAUUCCCUGUUGACCGCUCAUAUCCACCGUGGAUCUUAAAUCUUGAUAAGUAUAAAUGGAGUGAUAAUGAAAUAUGUAUUCAAAGUCAAUGCGUCUGACAAUAUUAGAAUGAAAUACGCCAGACACCAUUCGACCUAAUGACAAGUUGUAUUUGCAAAUAAAAUCAUUAUAACGACCACAUAAAUAGCGAAAUACUGACUUUUAAAUUCGACGGUUGAGUCCCUAAACAUAAACUAAAAAUGACAUGGUGUUUAUAUCUCUCAACUGAUUCGAUACACAAGAGCUUGUUCUGCGUAUGAUUAGUUUUUAAUUCGAGGCAGGUUACUGACAUUAAUAGGGCUCACGGAGGGUGUGACCGGUCAACAGGGGAUGCUUACUCCUCCUAGGCACCUGACCCCAUCCCACCUCUGGUGUGUCCAGGGGUCCGUUUUUGCACCACUAUCUAUUUUGUAUUGCUUAUAGGAGUUAUGAGAUUGAUCACUGUUCGUUAUCUUCACCUUGUAUUACAAGGGUUUCAACAGUUCCGUUUAAAGUUAUCAUUCGCAAAUUCUAUGGGCCUUAUCACGAUCUAGAUUGCCAAUACAAUCUAUUUUUGGGUCAAAUGCUGUCUGACGUGUUGUUAGACCGUUCUUGGCACACUGAUUUUGACCACGGAUUACUCUGUUUUCCUGAUCAAGAUGUAGGACUCGCGGCAGAUGUGACCUACGACAUGGGAUGCUUACUCCUCCUAGGCACCUGAUCCCACCUCUAAUAUAUUCUGGGGUCCGUGUUUGCCCAACUCUUUAUUUUGUAUUCCUUAAGGGAGUUAUGGAAUUGAUCACUGUUCGUUCUCUGCACCUUUCAUUGUUUUCAUUUCUAUGUCAAAAUUCAUCAAUAUUAUCAUUUGAGAGUCUUUGAAAACCUCUCCUUUCUUAAUUUUUUUCUCUCUUGUAUGGUAUGUAAAGAUAAACUCUAAAGAAUAAAUAUUGACAGAUGUUUAUUCCGUAAUUUUAUUCCGGAGAAUUUGUAGUUGCAACGAGGCUUUGUUUUUACUGUUAUAAACUUCUAUUUCCUUUUGAAUAUUUUCGGGUAGAAGCGAAGGUUUGAAAUUCUGGACAAAUAAUUUUCCCUCCCUCCUACUUCUACUUAUUUGAAAAAUUUGCUUCGCCGCUAAGAUUUAUCAUUUCAGAGAUUGUGGAUGCUUAACAUAGCAGGGAAUGACAUUUAACAUGGCCCUCAUAGUGUGUUUAAUUUGGAGUAGAUGUAACGCUGAAUCAAUUGAUCAACUCGCACGUGAAGGAGUCUAAAAUGUUUUGGUGAACUUUGUUGGUCUGCUGUACUUCUUGUGUUUCCCCUGGAGGAAUGUGCGUCCAGUUCCUGUUUACUGGUAUUUUGUAAUGACCAGUUGACAAGGAAAGUGAAUUUUAAUUUCAAGUCUGAUUUUGGGUUGCCGCUAACCGGGAUCAAAGUUACCAACAUUUUUGUAAUUGAUAUAUUUUUAAAUGCAUAUCCAUAUGAUUGAUUUAUUUACAAGUGUUGUGGUUGAAUUUUGAUAUUGCAAUGAGUUAAUACAGUUACUGCAUUUUAAGGGGAAUUGGACUUGUACGCAAAUUGAAUCAUUGCCGUAGAUCGGAAUGUUUAAAUUUGCUUGAAUUUCUAAUUUUAUGGAUUUUUCAAUUCAGUAAGGUAAUGAUGUGUUUUGGCCUAUACCUAUUUUGGUUUCAAUGCACAUGUCAUUUCCAUUGUAAAUUAGUUAUAAUAUUGAGUCUACAACAGUUAUACACAUUGCUUAAUUGCCAAGACCAAGAAUCGCCACAAGGGGGUUGGGGGUAAGCACAUCAUUUAUCUGUAUACAUAAGGCAAAUAAAAUGUGAAACUUGU